Ichthyophthirius multifiliis is the source of this 486-nucleotide messenger RNA. RefSeq names its product U3 small nucleolar protein A, putative. The record is from RefSeq and is a predicted model, not a curated record. The transcript is spliced from 3 exons. Lineage: Eukaryota; Ciliophora; Oligohymenophorea; Hymenostomatida. Gene Ontology annotation, biological process: rRNA processing. Gene Ontology annotation, cellular component: nucleolus; small-subunit processome.
AUGUAAUAUAUAUAUAAUAUUAUUUUUUAUUUAAUAUUAAUAAAUAAAAACAAUAAGAAUCAAAAAGAAUUUGUUAAUUAAAAAUACGAAGAAUAUGAAAAAGAUCUACCUUAAGAGAAAAAAGCCUUAUAAGGAUGGGGAUAAUGGACUGGAUUAGGUGUAGUUUAAGUUUAAUAGCCAAGUGCAGAAUAAUUAGCUAAAUAAAAAUAGGCUAAAAUAUAAUUAUUAAAAAAACAAAGAAUUGAUGGAAAUAAUGAUAAUGUUAUUAUUAAUGAAAAAAGAAAUAAAUUAUUCAAUUAACAUUUGGUUAAAGAACUUCCACAUCCAUAUAAAAAUAAAGAAUAAUUUGAAUAUUUAAAUAAUUAACCUUUAGGUUCUGAAUGGAAUACAAUGAAAAGUCAUAUUAAUUUAACUAAACCUAAAAUAAAAACCUAACCAGGAUAUAUAAUUUAACCUUCUAAUUUACCGAAGUCAUAUUAGGCUUGA